Molecule: messenger RNA, 460 nt
Organism: Coniophora puteana RWD-64-598 SS2
Lineage: Eukaryota; Fungi; Basidiomycota; Agaricomycetes; Boletales; Coniophoraceae
Exons: 7
Source: RefSeq, a predicted model, not a curated record
AUGCAGCUUACGGAGGGAUCUAGUGUCUCUCACCAUCUUAUACGUAUACGACGGGGUUCUGUCGUUCGAGGAGUGGGUUCAUUCGUACGUCCGGCACUUUGGCGAGCUACUGACAUUGUGCCUCACCUCAGAGAGCACGAGUAUAUCUGGAAGGGACGCCUGACGUGGGUCAAGUUCCUGUAUCUUACGGCGCGUUACGGCACCGCCGCACAGUCUCUCCUGGGCACAAUAUUGUUCUUCAAUGUGGGACUAUCCACCGAGCUCUGCCGCUACCUCUUUAAUCUAUACGCGUGGAUGUCUCCAUUGCAGGCCUUCCCUAUCACAAUCAUCAUGGCGCUGCGAACGCACGCUCUAUACAGUUUCUCAAGUCGCCGGGCAAGUACAUUCGUCAACGUCAUCUGCGCGAUAAGCUGCCUCACCCACGCUGUCGCGUAUUUGCUCAUCUCCCUUACGACUCAUU